AUGUCGAAUAUGACCGCAGAGCUGAUUAAACUGGGUGGUGGCUUCUGGGAUGGCGGCCUGGCAGAGGAAGGCGCGGCUGAGGAAGAAGAGCGGGAGAGGGAAGCGACAUCUACGUUGGAAACACAAGGGUGGAGAACGGUUAGUCCCACCGCAGACCAUGCAUUCCAUGUCUCUCAGCUGGCCAUCAUCCUCGAUCGGACAAGUUCAUUGCUAGAAACCUUUGCAGCUGGACUCAGGGAUGAACGCUUCGAUCCUGAAUCGUCAGAGUAA
Messenger RNA from Suillus subalutaceus, 270 nucleotides. RefSeq lists its product as uncharacterized. The record is from RefSeq and is a predicted model, not a curated record. Lineage: Eukaryota; Fungi; Basidiomycota; Agaricomycetes; Boletales; Suillaceae. The transcript is spliced from 4 exons. Bases 1 to 270 code for a protein of 89 amino acids.